This is a messenger RNA of Torulaspora globosa, 828 nucleotides long. It is a transcript of the gene TDA4, whose product is annotated as Tda4p. Gene Ontology annotation, biological process: lipid homeostasis. The coding region runs from base 1 to 828 and encodes 275 amino acids. Lineage: Eukaryota; Fungi; Ascomycota; Saccharomycetes; Saccharomycetales; Saccharomycetaceae. Gene Ontology annotation, cellular component: membrane; endoplasmic reticulum. The transcript has a single exon. The record is from RefSeq and is a predicted model, not a curated record.
AUGAUAGGUCUGCUCAAGGAGGAUCCGUUCCUGCGGUUUUCGCUGUUCCCUAACUCUGAUAACUUGUAUCUUUUGCAUGGCCAUGAAAUUAUAGGGUCGCUGGUGUUCUACCAGGUUGUGUAUGCGUAUGUGGCGCCGUGGUUCAACAGGUUGGUGUUUCGCGAGAGAUACAGGUCGAUCAGGGACGCUAAGACGCGGAUCGACUUCGAUAUCCACACAGUCUCGAGCGUGCAAUGUCUGGUGACGUUCUACACCAUCGCUCCGACGCUGUUCUUGCCGAUGGACUUGAACGUGGUGACGUACCGCAACGAGCUGGUGUGCCUGGCGUCGGCGCUGGCCGUCGGGUACUUUCUGUGGGAUUUGCUGGUCUGCGUCCGCCAUUUCAACCUGUACGGGUUUGAGUUUCUGGCACACGCAGCGAGUUCGCUGUACGUGUUCAUGUUGAGCCUGAAGCCAUUCUGCCAGGCGUGGGUUCCCAAGUUCCUGCUCUUCGAGGCCAGCACGCCGUUUGUCAACAACAACUGGUUCAUAGCACAGCUGUCCCGGGGCGCCUCGAAGCCCGUGGUUCCGAUGUGGGUGAACGCGCUCAACGGGCUGCUGCUGCUGGUCACUUUCUUCUCCGUACGCAUCCUGUGGGGUUUCGUAGGGGUGUCAAUCCUCGCAUUCCAGAUGUGGAAGGUCAGAACUGCGCUUCCCGUCAUUCAGUCGGCCAUUCUGUGCGCAUUGAACAUGAUCCUGAACACCUUGAACCUGUUCUGGUUCUACAAGAUGCUAAAACUCGCCAAGAAGAUGGCCAACGGUUCCUCGAGGGCCGCCAAGUCAAUGUAG